This is a messenger RNA of Engraulis encrasicolus (European anchovy), 1108 nucleotides long. RefSeq lists its product as uncharacterized. The coding region runs from base 86 to 889 and encodes 267 amino acids. The record is from RefSeq and is a predicted model, not a curated record. NCBI's taxonomy places the organism in Eukaryota, Metazoa, Chordata, Actinopteri, Clupeiformes, Engraulidae. Gene Ontology annotation, molecular function: transmembrane signaling receptor activity. Gene Ontology annotation, cellular component: membrane raft. Gene Ontology annotation, biological process: regulation of B cell differentiation; B cell receptor signaling pathway; positive regulation of B cell receptor signaling pathway. The transcript has 7 exons.
AUGAGCCGAGCCAAGUGGGGCUGGCACCGCCACAACAACAACAACAACACAACAAAGACCACAGGGGUCUGCGCGGCGCUUUAAAAUGUCCUCCUGGAUCACUGUCUUGUGUUCUGUGUUCCUGGGACUGUUGGGUCAAACUGAAGCAGGCCGAGCGACCAUCACCUUAAACGUCCCGCACACGCACGUCGUCCUCGCUGGCCAAAAGCUCCACCUCAAGUUCAUCGUGACCGUGCCCCUGAAUACCUCAGCGGCCACGCUGGCCUGUUACCACGACGACAGAAAGGUGACAUCCACGUACCACAUCGACCCUAACACCAUCCGUGGUCAGAGGAACAAGUUUAUCCUCUUCAACAACAGCUCAGAGUCGGGGGAGUACCACUGCAGGUUCACACAUGGCGACACAUGGCAAAACAUCUACCUUGCCGUAUUGGUACAGGAUAAGGGCUUUAGGGAGAUGUACCAUGGUCUGAGGGACGAGGUUGUUGCUCCUGUGGCUGCCGUCACUGUCUUCUUUCUCAUCUUCAGCGUUGUGGGAACCAUUUGCAUAUACAGGAGCCAGGCUGCUGAGGGGAGGCCGGGUAACAUUGGUGCGGGCACGGGUGCGGGCACUGCUGGGGCGCGCACAAGUGUUGCCAGUGCGACACGCACCAGUGUUGCUAGCGGCAACGCUGCGGUGCAGGCAGUGGACGAUGAGGAUGGCGGAGCCAACUCUGUCUACACGACCCUGGAGUCUCGCCCGACGUCUAUCUAUGACGUGUUGGAUCCAUCAGUUUCAGGCAGUAGGGCGCAGUCAAAGAAAUCCAGCAGGAAAAGAUCAAAGAAGCAGGGUGAAGCGGCUUCCGCAGCUGAGGAUGGGAUAUUUGAAUCUGUGUAUGAGAAUCUGUGAUCAAUUAAUAAUCGUAAUAAUGUUGUAAUAAUGUCAGUCUAUUGUUUUUCUGUAAACACGUGCUCAGACCUGCUUAAUCUAUGUCAUCCAUAUUGUUCAUCUGGAUAGAACCACAUUGUGUAGCCAGAGAAUCUUUGUACACCAGCCUUUAGUUCUUACUUAAACUGUGAAUAGAGAUGUAUUGUGGUUUCAAUAUGCCAGUGAAUAAAAGCAUACGCU